GGAACAACUUACGUCACGUGGUUAAAACGUUACGUUAGGGGGAACAGCGAAAGAACAAAAUGGAGGAGUAUGCCAGAGAGCCAUGCCCCUGGAGGAUUGUGGAUGACUGUGGUGGAGCUUUCACCAUGGGAGCUAUUGGAGGUGGAAUAUUUCAGGCAGUGAAGGGCUUCAGAAAUGCUCCCUCAGGAAUGAGCCACAGAAUGAGGGGUAGUUUGACAGCCAUCAAGACGAGGGCCCCUCAGCUUGGAGGUAGCUUUGCAGUGUGGGGAGGACUCUUCUCCAUGAUUGACUGUGGUCUAGUAAAAGUACGAGGGAAGGAGGAUCCCUGGAAUUCAAUAACAAGUGGGGCAAUGACAGGAGCUAUCCUUGCUGCAAGAAAUGGACCUGUAGCCAUGGUUGGCUCUGCAGCCAUGGGAGGUAUUCUCCUGGCUUUGAUAGAGGGCGCUGGAAUCCUGCUUACGAGGUUUGCCUCCUCACAGUUCCCAACUGGGCCCCAGUUUGCUGAGGAACCUGCCCCAGCUUCUAUGCCCAGUGCUCCCUUUGGAGACUACAGACAAUAUCAGUGAGAGGGCUUCCCACUCCUUCAUCCUAUAGACCUUUUUGAAUUCCUUGCUGAAGUUACAAAGAAGAAAUGGAGGUGCAGAAUUCCAUCGUAUCACACAGUAGAAACUCUACUAAACUUUAUGAACUGUUUCAGAGAAGGACAGAACUCAUCUUCAUUUUCCUCUUCUAAGAGCCAUGUACAGAUCUGCCUUUUGCCAUUCUCAGCCUUUUUAUGUGCAUCUGUGUCACCCAAUACUGGCUCAGGGCAGAUAUGUGGUGGGAGCAGUUUGACAUUUGUGGAGACAUGAUGUGCUUUUUCAGUUCACCUACACCAUGUAUUGCACAUAUCCUGGCAGAUGAACUCUUGAUAGUGUUGAAUCUCAGAAAACAUGUCAAAGAUUAAACAUAAAUAAUUAUAUGAAUAUACAGUAAAUACGUUCCACUUGUAUACACCUAUCUUAGUCUUUAUUUGCCAUUAAUGUGUCACAUGCUUGGGUUGGCCAACAACACUUGGCUGGCCUUUUAAUUUGCUUUUGUUCACAGUUAUGAAGGCAAACUUCUAUCGGAAACUAUUCCAUUCCUGGGAUUUUAGAUUAUUUUAAAGUGGUUUAUUUAUUUUAGAUUGUGAAGAGUUGUAUCGGGUUGUUCUGUUUAAUGUGACAGUGAUUUUACAUUCAGCACGCAGGUGUGGAAGAGACUGCUAACGACGAAGGAUGGCACAGGCAGUUCAAAUGAAUGGAGAAACUGAAGCAAGGGAUUGAUGCAUAUUGUAUUAAAUAUGUAUAACAGAAUGUACUAAGGUACAAUAAAGACGUAAAGUUGUAAAGUGUGUCUGUUUGAGCUGUUAAAUGCAGUCAUACCAGUUAUAUCAGUCCAUCCUCCCUGAAUAUAAUUAUUUCCCCACUAGAGGGAACUCCUUGCAAAAACAUCUCGAUGAGUUCAUAUCUCACUGCACAACUUCCUCUUCAAGAUGUACAUGAGGGACUACUUUCCUUUUACAUUCUUUUAUGUUUGUGUCACACACCUCAUGUCUCUUUAAAGCCAUGCAUUUUGUACUGAAGGAUUCAGGAUGGAAAAAUGGAUGUAAAAGCAUUAUGAGGCAACUAUCAUGGCAUAUAAGCUGUUUGAUUUGUGAUUGGGCUCAGUGAUUAUUACUGGGAAAUCUAUGCUGGGAGCUUAAACCAUGAAAGUUAGACAUUAGAUGUUGGAGUGUUUCAUCAAUCUUUUUUUGUCUGCACCUGACGCUUGUAUCAAAAGGAACUGGACCUCACUUUGUCUAAGAAUCCUCUGUUGUCUGAGAUACAGGGCCAUCCAGCCCUCGCAAAAAAAUUCUAUAUGCUUACAUAAAGACAGCAGCAAAUAUAGAAUUGGGAUUUCAAGUAUUGUUCCCUCUUAGGGAGGAUAUGGUUUUAUGUAUAGUCAAAUUAAUAUUGAGCUUUCAAUGGAAAUAUCUAUGAGAAUAUGUAAAAAUGUGAUUUGUUACUCUACAUCUGUAGUGUAUAUAUAUAACAAAUAUAUUUGAAAAGCUGAAACUAACAGGUGAUUGGUAUUCUGCUUAUGAGAGGGCAUUUCUUGUUAAAACCCUGCCUAGACUAUUGAUGGAUACACAUUUUGUAACAGUGGUAUUUCAAGUAAAAAAUUCAAAUGAUGUUUGUUCCCUUGGGUGCUUAAAACUUAAUUUAGUGUUGUUCUAUAACACCUAAAACUGCUGCAACUUGGUGAACUGGGUGACAGGAAAUGGUCUCAGAUCAGUGGAUAAAGAAGUAUUUUGAUCCCAUGGCAAAAUCUGUAGCUGGAAGUGGAUUUGAGUUUAACUACUUUAUAUUCAGAGAAAUUGGAUAAUACUGAGCUGAUAAUUAGGAGAGGACAGUAAAACAAAAAAAUCACA
Molecule: messenger RNA, 2431 nt
Organism: Melanotaenia boesemani (Boeseman's rainbowfish)
Lineage: Eukaryota; Metazoa; Chordata; Actinopteri; Atheriniformes; Melanotaeniidae
Gene: timm17a
Product: translocase of inner mitochondrial membrane 17 homolog A (yeast)
Exons: 6
Coding region: 60-566 (168 amino acids)
Biological process (GO): protein import into mitochondrial matrix
Cellular component (GO): mitochondrial inner membrane; TIM23 mitochondrial import inner membrane translocase complex
Molecular function (GO): transmembrane protein transporter activity
Source: RefSeq, a predicted model, not a curated record